This is a messenger RNA of Pipistrellus nathusii (Nathusius's pipistrelle), 3927 nucleotides long. NCBI's taxonomy places the organism in Eukaryota, Metazoa, Chordata, Mammalia, Chiroptera, Vespertilionidae. The record is from the annotation of a GenBank genome assembly.
AUGCCUGUUGUGUGGCCAACCCUUUUGGAUCUCAGCAGGGAUGAAUGCAAAAGGAUCCUUCGAAAAUUGGAAUUGGAGGCAUAUGCUGGAGUUAUCAGUGCACUUCGGGCACAGGGGGAUCUCACCAAGGAAAAGAAAGAUCUUCUUGGAGAACUCUCAAAAGUUCUUAGCAUCUCAACAGAACGCCACCGUGCUGAAGUUCGGAGAGCAGUAAACGAUGAACGGUUAACAACAAUUGCACAUAAUAUGUCUGGACCUAAUAGCUCUUCAGAAUGGUCCAUUGAAGGUCGUCGAUUGGUACCACUGAUGCCCCGGCUGGUUCCUCAAACUGCCUUCACUGUGACAGCUAACGCUGUUGCCAAUGCAGCUGUCCAGCACAAUGCAUCUCUUCCAGCGCCUGCAGAGACAGGGAGCAAGGAAGUAGUGGUUUGCUAUUCCUACACAAGUACCACGUCAACCCCAACCUCUACCCCUGUUCCAAGUGGCAGCAUAGCAACGGUUAAGUCUCCAAGACCUGCCAGUCCUGCCUCCAAUGUAGUUGUCUUGCCAAGUGGAAGUACUGUUUAUGUCAAAAGUGUUAGCUGUUCAGAUGAAGAUGAAAAGCCCAGAAAACGCAGGCGAACAAACUCUUCUAGCUCCUCCCCUGUUGUCCUAAAGGAAGUUCCAAAAGCUGUUGUUCCCGUCUCAAAGACAAUCACUGUGCCUGUGAGUGGAAGUCCCAAGAUGAGCAAUAUCAUGCAGAGCAUUGCCAAUUCCUUACCACCUCACAUGUCUCCUGUGAAAAUAACCUUCACCAAACCAUCAACACAGACGACAAACACAACAACACAGAAGGUUAUUAUAGUGACCACAUCACCAAGUUCAACCUUCGUGCCCAAUAUUCUCUCCAAAUCCCAUAACUAUGCAGCAGUCACUAAGCUUGUACCAACAUCAGUAAUUGCUUCCACAACCCAGAAGCCACCGGUGGUCAUAACUGCUUCACAGUCCUCUCUGGUCAGUAGUAGCAGCAGUGGCAGCAGCAGUUCUACGCCUUCUCCUAUCCCUAAUACAGUAGCAGUAACAGCUGUGGUAUCUUCCACACCAUCUGUGGUCAUGUCAACAGUAGCACAAGGUGUAUCAACAUCAGCAAUCAAAAUGGCAUCAACCAGACUUCCUUCCCCCAAAAGCUUAGUGGGUACCCCAACUCAGAUUCUUGCACAGUUUCCUAAACAGCAUCAACAAUCUCCUAAGCAACAGUUACAUCAAGUGCAGCAACAGACACAGCAGCAGGUGGCUCAGCCUUCUUCAGUGUCUCAUCAGCAGCAGCCUCAGCAGUCUCCUUUGCCACCUGGUAUUAAGCCUACAAUUCAAAUCAAACAGGAGUCAGGUGUUAAAAUCAUCACACAACAAGUUCAACCCAGUAAAAUCUUACCCAAACCAGUGACAGCAACUCUGCCCACCAGUAGCAAUUCCCCUAUUAUGGUGGUUAGUAGUAAUGGUGCAAUAAUGACAACUAAACUGGUAACCACUCCUACUGGCACACAGGCAACCUACACCCGGCCAACAGUGAGCCCAUCCAUAGGUCGGAUGGCCGCCACCCCCGGAGCUGCAACGUAUGUGAAAACUACCAGUGGUAGCAUCAUUACAGUAGUACCCAAAUCAUUAGCGACCUUGGGAGGAAAGAUAAUUAGCAGUAAUAUAGUUUCUGGAACGACUACUAAAAUCACUACAAUCCCAAUGACUUCCAAGCCCAAUGUGAUUGUUGUGCAAAAGACUACAGGAAAAGGAACGACCAUUCAAGGCCUCCCGGGCAAAAAUGUUGUCACAACAUUGCUAAAUGCUGGAGGAGAAAAAACUAUUCAGACAGUGCCAACGGGAGCAAAGCCAGCUAUCAUCACUGCUACAAGACCCAUCACCAAAAUGAUUGUAACGCAACCAAAAGGAAUAGGUUCCACAGUUCAACCAGCAGCUAAAAUCAUCCCAACAAAAAUUGUUUAUGGGCAGCAAGGGAAAACACAGGUUCUUAUUAAACCCAAACCAGUAACAUUUCAAGCUACAGUUGUUAGUGAACAAACAAGGCAGCUAGUCACAGAAACAUUACAGCAAGCAUCCAGGGUGGCAGAGGCCAGUAAUUCUUCUAUUCAGGAGGGAAAAGAAGAACCACAAAGUUAUACAGAUAGCUCCUCUUCUACAGAGUCCUCCCAAAGUUCCCAAGAUUCCCAGCCUGUAGUUCAUGUAAUUGCUUCCCGGCGUCAGGAUUGGUCAGAACAUGAGAUUGCAAUGGAGACUAGCCCCACCAUAAUUUAUCAGGAUGUAUCCAGUGAAUCACAAUCAGCUACUUCAACAAUCAAAGCUCUGUUAGAACUCCAACAGACAACAGUAAAGGAAAAAUUGGAAUCUAAACCAAGACAACCUACUAUUGACUUGAGUCAAAUGGCAGUGCCUAUUCAGAUGACCCAGGAAAAGAGACAUUCUCCGGAGAGUCCAUCAAUUGCUGUAGUAGAGUCAGAACUAGUUGCUGAAUACAUCACUACUGUCAGCCAUCGCUCCCAGCCCCAACAGCCCUCCCAGCCCCAGCGGACACUACUCCAGCAUGUGGCUCAGUCACAGACUGCAACACAGACUUCAGUGGUGGUGAAGUCCAUUCCAGCAUCUUCCCCAGGAGCAAUCACCCACAUUAUGCAGCAGGCAUUAAGCAGCCACACUGCUUUUACCAAACACAGCGAGGAACUUGGAACUGAGGAGGGUGAGGUUGAAGAGAUGGACACUUUAGACCCUCAGACAGGUCUGUUUUACCGAUCUGCCCUGCCUCAGUCACAAUCUGCUAAACAGCAGAAACUUAGCCAGCCCCAGCUGGAACAGACUCAGCUGCAAGUGAAAACCCUGCAGUGCUUCCAGACUAAACAGAAGCAGACCAUCCACCUGCAGGCAGACCAGCUCCAGCACAAACUCCCGCAAAUGCCCCAGCUUUCCAUCAGGCAUCAGAAACUCACCCCUCUCCAGCAAGAACAAGCACAGCCCAAGCCAGACGCACAGCACACACAGCACCCUAUUGUGGCCAAAGACAGGCAGCUUCCUGCCGUAAUGGCACAGCCCCCGCAAACUGUAGUCCAGGUGCUUGCCGUGAAAGCCACACAGCAGCUCCCUAAACUGCAGCAGGCUCCGAACCAGCCAAAAAUCUACGUGCAGCCCCCAGCCCCCCAGAGCCAAAUGGCGCUCCCAGCCUCGUCAGAGAAACAGCCGGCCAGCCAGGUGGAGCAGCCAAUUAUAACCCAAGGAUCCUCUGUUACAAAGAUAACUUUUGAGGGGCGCCAGCCACCAACAGUUACAAAGAUAACUGGUGGCAGUUCUGUGCCUAAGCUGACAUCACCAGUUACAAGCAUAUCUCCCAUUCAGGCCUCUGAGAAGACAGCAGUGUCAGACAUUUUGAAAAUGUCUUUGAUGGAAGCUCAGAUCGAUACAAAUGUAGAGCAUAUGGUAGUGGAUUCCCCAAAGAAGGCUCUUGCCACUAGUAUGCUCGCUGGGGAAGCAGGAUCGUCAUCCUCCUCCCACGUGGUGGUGGCAGGGGUGGCGAAUUGCACUCCCCAGCAACAGAAAUGUAGAGAGUCCUGUUCAAGUCCAUCUGCUGCCGGCCCUCCCCUAACAACAAGGAAAAUCGAUGCAGCAGGAAUGCCUACCACAGGCCAGUUCAUGCAUAUUCAGAAUGUAGGACAAAAGAAAGCGGAAGAGAGCCCAGCAGAAAUUAUCAUCCAGGCCAUUCCCCAGUAUGCUAUUCCUUGUCACUCCAGCUCCAAUGUGGUGGUAGAGCCCAGCGGGCUCCUUGAGCUAAACAACUUCACCAGCCAGCAGUUGGAUGACGAGGAAACAGCAAUGGAGCAGGACAUAGACAGUAGCACAGAGGAUGGAACUGAGCCCAGUCCCUCUCAGAGUUCUGCUGAACGAUCCUAG